Molecule: messenger RNA, 371 nt
Organism: Phanerochaete carnosa HHB-10118-sp
Lineage: Eukaryota; Fungi; Basidiomycota; Agaricomycetes; Polyporales; Phanerochaetaceae
Exons: 1
Coding region: 69-266 (65 amino acids)
Source: RefSeq, a predicted model, not a curated record
AGUAGCCAGCGGCUCACUCGACGUCGCCAUACGCGAUCUCGGCCACGCCUACACCCACGGCUAGGCGUAUGUACGUCGGCUCCAACUUCCCCCUCAAGAUCUACGGUGUGCUCACCGGGGUCGUCGACCAUGAUGACGAGUACAUGCGGGAAACGACUCUGACAGUGUUCUCGAUAGAGAUGGACAGACAGUCUGUGUCGAGUGUCGCGACGACGGAGUCGGGAUAUGACAAGGUCCCAAUCGCUCUUGUGGUGCUGUGGUUUUGAAUUAGAGGGCAUGAGGGCCGGGGAUUCAAGAAAUCUCGCCCCUGCGCAUUGGUAAGUAUGUGAGUGUGUGACUUGAUCCUCAUGGUAGAUAUCUAGACCUUGUCU